CAUCCAGCAACCUGCAUUUCAUUUGGACAUAAGAGGAUCAAAACAGUAAUUUCUGCCGAAAUGUUGUUCUCGUUCAAACUAUCAAGGCUAUAAUGGCGACGCAGAGACGGGUCAAGAGUUUAUACGUUGUCCUUUGAUGCCAUUAGAGAUUAGUCGACUUUUAAUAUGUAGUUGAGUUGUAGUCAAGUACGGAUCAGAUGAUAAAAUGUUGUAUUUCACGCCAUUAAAUGCUGUUUGUUAAAUGUUUUCCUGAUAUAGCGGAUCGUCAUGUGGUUUGGGAAUGCGGGUGCGCAUGUAUUAGAAGGAUUUGUGAGUGCGUGUGGAAAGUGUUGGAUAUUCUGUACGUGGCAGCGACUAAAAUCACUGCAAAACGCAGCGGAGGAGUGUUUAUAAAACUCUUUGACUGGGUUUGCCCCAUCACACUUCAGUUUCAGCUCAAAACGAGGUUUUGCUCGACAAUGGCAACAUUUCUGGCGCUAACGCUGUUGACUCUGUUGAUCUUCUCUUCACCCACGCAAGCAGAAAUCUUCACUUCAAUCGGCCAAAUGACAGACCUGAUAUUUACAGAGAGGGAGCUCGUCAAAUCGCUGAAGGAAUACAUUGCGGCAGAAGAGUUGAAACUUGAAGCUGUGAAGAGCUGGGCUAAUAAACUAGAUACACUGACACAUGCAUCCACAUUGGACCCCGAAGGCUUCCUGGCUCACCCGGUGAACGCCUACAAGCUGAUGAAGAGACUCAACACGGAGUGGUCUGAAUUAGAGAGCCUGGUGCUGCAAGACCCAUCAGAUGGCUUCAUAUCAAACAUGUCUGUGCACAGACAGUUUCCUGAUGAGGAGGAUGAAAAGGGAGCAGCCAAAGCGCUCAUGCGUCUGCAGGACACGUAUAAACUGGACUCAGAAAGUUUCUCCAAAGGCAAACUGCCAGGGGUGCGCUACAACGCUCUGUUGACAGUGGAUGAUUGCUUUGACAUGGGGAAACUGGCCUACAAUGAGAACGACUACUAUCAUGCAGUGCUGUGGAUGCAGCAGGCGCUGAGACAGAUGGACUCUGGGGAAGAAGCCAAGACGCCCAAGGCUGAUAUUUUAGAUUAUCUUAGUUACUCUGUCUAUCAGAUGGGUGAUCUGCCACGAGCCAUCGAACUCACCCGACGCUUGGUGGCCAUUGAUCCCAGCCACCAGAGGGCAGGAGGAAAUCUGCGCUACUUUGAGCGGAUGCUCUCUAAGGAGCUGAGGGACAUGGGUCGGAGCCAACAGGAGCUCACGGACGAGAGGCCCAUUCAGCUUGACACUUAUGAGCGGCCCAGAGACUACCUGCCUGAGAGAGAGGUCUAUGAGGCCCUCUGCAGGGGAGAGGGCAUCAAAAUGACUCUGAAGAGACGUAGCAGACUGUUCUGCCGUUACCAGGAUGGCAACAGGAACCCGCGUCUGCUGCUGAAGCCGAUGAAGGAGGAGGAUGAGUGGGACAGUCCUCAUAUUGUCCGCUUUCUGGAGGCCCUGUCUGAUGAAGAGAUUGAGAAGAUCAAGGAGUUAGCCAAACCCAAGCUUGCGAGGGCCACCGUGAGGGAUCCUAAAACAGGCGUUCUGACGGUUGCCAAUUAUAGAGUUUCCAAAAGCGCGUGGCUAGAAGGAGAAGAUGAUCCAGUGAUCGCGCGGGUCAAUCAGAGAAUAGAGGACAUCACUGGGUUAACUGUGGACACUGCAGAACUGCUACAGGUUGCUAACUAUGGCGUUGGAGGUCAAUAUGAACCACAUUAUGAUUUCUCAAGGCGUCCUUUUGACAGCAACCUCAAGGUUGAUGGAAAUAGACUUGCCACCUAUCUGAACUACAAAGAUGAACCUGAUGCUUUCAAAACAUUAGGCACUGGAAAUCGUGUGGCUACUUAUUUAAAUUAUAUGAGUGAUGUUGAGGCCGGUGGGGCGACGGUUUUCCCUGAUUUUGGUGCUGCUAUUUGGCCUAGAAAGGGAACAGCGGUGUUCUGGUACAACCUCUUUAAAAGUGGAGAAGGAGACUACAGAACGAGACAUGCAGCCUGUCCUGUUCUAGUAGGCAGUAAAUGGGUUUCAAACAAAUGGAUCCAUGAGAGAGGUCAAGAGUUCAGACGACCAUGUGGCCUGACUGAAGUGGACUGAUCCAGUGAUGUCAGCGUUUGGACUCAGUACUACCAUCAGUGCCUUGACUACACAAUCAGACACUCCAGACUCCUCGAGAACAUUCAUCAGCUCCAGUCAGGACUUACUGCUACGAGACGUGAGCAGGCUGGGAUUGUCAGCUAUUCUGUCUGUGAGGGAUUUCUCUUUUAUUUUGAAUGUUUUUACUGUUGCUUAACCUUUCUUGGCAGAUUAAACUGGAGUAUCACAUCAUAACAGAACUCAUUGUGUUCAUGUAAUGCAUAAAUUAUUGUUCUUCAGUGUUUUAUUUUAUAUUCGUUUGCAAUAAAAAUGUCUAAAUUUGAA
Molecule: messenger RNA, 2453 nt
Organism: Ctenopharyngodon idella (grass carp)
Lineage: Eukaryota; Metazoa; Chordata; Actinopteri; Cypriniformes; Xenocyprididae
Gene: p4ha2
Product: procollagen-proline, 2-oxoglutarate 4-dioxygenase (proline 4-hydroxylase), alpha polypeptide 2
Biological process (GO): peptidyl-proline hydroxylation to 4-hydroxy-L-proline
Cellular component (GO): endoplasmic reticulum
Molecular function (GO): iron ion binding; procollagen-proline 4-dioxygenase activity; protein binding
Source: RefSeq, a predicted model, not a curated record